Messenger RNA from Parnassius apollo (apollo), 705 nucleotides. The record is from the annotation of a GenBank genome assembly. Lineage: Eukaryota; Metazoa; Arthropoda; Insecta; Lepidoptera; Papilionidae.
AUGCAUCAUCUUUUUGCUGAGCUGGAGCCAUCUUUAACCGUCACAGAGCAAAACCUGGCAGACCGAGUUCGGUAUAUCUUGCGCUCAAAUAUAUUUGAUGUCGCCGAACUCGAACGGCUACGACGUGAGGCUGUUCCCUCGUCGGAUGAGAAUGCUACGGCUGAGGAUGCGGCGCCACAAAUGGUAGAGCAACCCGCAAACGUGGAUGCCGCCGUGAAUACCCCAGUUGUGGUUGAUUCAAACGAUGAUGGAACAGUCGCCCAGGAACUGGAAUUAGAGCAUAUGAGGAGUACAUUGGAAGAGGCGAUUGUGGAAACGCGCAACCGAGUUCGGUAUAUCUUGCGCUCAAAUAUAUUUGAUUUUACCGAACUCGAACGGCUACGACGUGAGGCUGUUCCUUCAUCGGAUGAAAAUGCUGCGGCGCCACAACUUGCAGAGCAACCGGAAAACGUGGAUGCCGCCGUGAAUAUCCCAGUUGGGGCUGAUUCAAACGAUGAUGGAACAGUAGCCCAGGAACUGGAACUGGAGCAAAUGAGGAGUACAUUGGAAAAGGCGAUUGUGAAAACGCGCAGUUUGCCUCUCGAAAAUCGACCGCGACUUCCCUGCAUAGCCCUAAGCAAGCGGAAUCGGGCUAUCGUGAGGGCUGUGAACCCAAUGCUGGUGACCUAUUUGGAAGCCAGCCGGGACCUUUGCGAUACGGACUAA